Messenger RNA from Agrilus planipennis (emerald ash borer), 1828 nucleotides. Its product is annotated as oxysterol-binding protein 1-like. Bases 726 to 1514 code for a protein of 262 amino acids. Gene Ontology annotation, biological process: retrograde transport, endosome to Golgi; endosome organization; receptor recycling. The transcript is spliced from 5 exons. Gene Ontology annotation, cellular component: early endosome; recycling endosome; trans-Golgi network. The record is from RefSeq and is a predicted model, not a curated record. NCBI's taxonomy places the organism in Eukaryota, Metazoa, Arthropoda, Insecta, Coleoptera, Buprestidae.
UUAAAGGUAAAAUAACGUUGUACCCAGGUACCAACCGUUCACAUAAGUACCUAUACAUGUAUCGAAAUAAAAGUUGAUUUUCUAAAACCAACUCUUGUAUUUGUGUGCAGCAACAGUGCGACCAAGUAAGUAUAUGCUGCAUUAGCUCCGUUAUUGUAGGAAUUAGGAAAACUAAAAAAAAUUAGGGACUGAUGAGUUAAUUGUUAUUAUUAUUAUUAUUGAAUUAUUCCUAGAUAUUUAAUGUGCAUCGUAGGUUUUAUACGAGUCCAACUUGUUUUAUUAUUGGAUUUUCCUUUCACCAUUCACCCAUAUACAUAAAGGGUUGUUAGGGUUUAUACCGAGUAAUUCAAGAAAAAUCAUAAGAAAUCAGGGGUUCAUUUGACACUAUAGGAAGCGACUUGCAAAUGUAAUCUUCCAAAUUAUCUAGUAUGUUUUCUAGUUUUAAUAACAAUAAAAUAUAUAGGGCGAGAAAAACAUCUACUUACACUUUUCUUAAAAGAUAGAUAAAAAAGGGGAGAAUUAGUAAAAAAAACUUCAAUGCGAUGAAACCUACAGUAUUAGCAUUCAAUAAAAAAGAAAAUACAAUGAAAAUGAAUUUGGGAUGAAGGUCACAAGAUAGAAGUUAACGAAUUCAAAUAUCCUUUAUGUAUAUUUAAAAGAAAAAGUGGAGAAGAGUCGCAUACCAAAGAUGUAUGUAAAAGAGCGAUAGCAACCAUGACACAACUAUGAAAUAUAGAAAUCAAGCAGAAAUGGCGCAUACGUGUAGGGGAAGUAUAUCAUUACAUGGGGCUCUUAUUCAUACAGUAGACGCGUGUACUUUUGUCAUUUCUAAUGGAGGCACUCAAACUUUUCAUAUUAAGGCCUCAAGUGAGGUGGAAAGACAAUCCUGGGUUACUGCACUUGAAUUGGCUAAAGCAAAAGCAAUAAGGAACAUGGAAUCCGAAGAAGAAGAAGAGCAAGCAGAUGAAAAUGCUGGUUCGCCUGAAGAAUGGUCCGGUGUUGUUAGGGACUUGCAAAAUAGGUUAGGGGACUUACAAACUUGCGCUGAUUUGAUUGGUAAACAUGCAGCAGCAUUGCAGCGUUCGUUAACUGAAUUAGAAACCACAUCUGAGCCUGAUAAUAUAAUGAGUAUGGCUAAAAUUGUUAAUGAACGGUCUACGUUAUUUAAAAUAGCUAGUAAUGCCAUGAUGAAGGCGUGCUCGGAGUAUUUGCAAACAGCUCAAACUCAGGGGCACAAAUGGACGAGAUUGUUGCAACAUGAAAGAGAACAAAGGCAGAGAUUACAAGAGAUGGUAGAAACAUUAGCACAACAGCACUCUAAGCUUGAAGCGGCAGCCAAUGCCCACGCUCAUCGACCUAAUUUGGAUUAUUUCGGGUUCAUUUGGGAUGCCUCAUUCAAUCGGAUUCUCCAGAUUUUGUGGCAAGGCAUCUUCAUUUUCAGACAUUUCAAUAUUCUGUGUCGAAAGUUUCAUGUACAAUGGAAUUUUUGCAGACUAUCAUGCUGGCAUCCAUAAAGUUCGUCUUCAUACUCACUCAUUAAUGAUGUCUAACGGCUAUCUUAGGUGUCGGUAGUUAAAUUUCUUUAGGUAAAACUGACCUUAAAAUAAUUCUACCGUCAAAGUCUGUUUACAAAAUAGUAGUGGGGCUGCGGUCGUCUAGGUGAUCAACGACCACACUUUCAAACGAACUUUUCUAAUUUCAUACAAAAUAGUAUGUACCGAUUAUCAAAAUAUCCUAGGACACCCAGUACAUUACCAACCGACGCCAGGCUACACUUGCUUACGACGUAUUACUCUUUAUUUAAAUGAAUUUCAGUACAAAAAUCACU